CGAGGUUCUAGGUCGAAAAUCGCAGACAUUCAAGUAGUAAAUCUCUCUUCCUUCUUCGUCGGACAUUCGUCGGAAAAGUCACCGGACCGGCGUAUCCUUUCAAGGCAGAAUGGAAACCUUUCUAUUCACUUCGGAAUCUGUCAACGAGGGUCACCCCGAUAAGCUCUGCGAUCAAAUUUCCGAUGCUGUUCUUGAUGCCUGUCUAGAACAAGAUCCCGAAAGCAAAGUCGCCUGCGAAACCUGCACCAAGACCAACAUGGUCAUGGUGUUUGGAGAGAUCACGACCAAAGCCAUUGUGGACUACGAAAAGAUAGUCCGUGACACCUGCCGUAACAUCGGGUUUGUUUCUGACGAUGUCGGUCUCGACGCAGACAACUGCAAGGUUUUGGUCAACAUUGAGCAACAAAGCCCUGAUAUCGCUCAAGGUGUCCAUGGACAUCUCACCAAACGCCCCGAGGAAAUCGGUGCAGGAGAUCAAGGUCACAUGUUCGGCUAUGCUACCGACGAAACCCCUGAACUCAUGCCCCUGAGUCACGUCCUCGCGACCAAGCUCGGAGCUGUCCUGACUGAGGUCCGCAAGAACGGUACCUGUCCCUGGUUGAGGCCCGACGGGAAGACUCAAGUAACCGUCGAGUACUUCAACGACAACGGAGCCAUGGUCCCAAUCAGGGUCCACACAGUUCUCAUCUCAACUCAGCACGAUGAAACCGUGACCAACGACGAGAUCGCCCGCGAUCUCAAGGAGCACGUGAUCAAACCAGUCAUCCCUGAGAAAUACCUAGAUGAGAAGACCAUUUUCCAUUUAAACCCUUCCGGUAGAUUCGUUAUCGGCGGUCCCCACGGUGACGCUGGUCUCACCGGUAGGAAGAUCAUCAUCGACACCUACGGAGGUUGGGGAGCACACGGUGGAGGUGCAUUCUCCGGCAAGGACCCGACGAAAGUGGACAGGAGUGGAGCCUACAUCGUGAGGCAGGCCGCCAAGAGCAUCGUGGCCGGUGGGCUCGCUAGGAGGUGCAUCGUUCAGGUUUCUUACGCCAUUGGUGUCCCUGAGCCACUGUCUGUUUUUGUCGACAGUUAUGGAACUGGAAAGAUUCCGGAUAAGGAAAUUCUGAAGAUCGUGAAGGAGAACUUCGACUUUAGGCCUGGAAUGAUCGCUAUCGAUUUGGAUCUUAAGAGAGGUGGAAACGGAAGGUUCUUGAAGACUGCUGCCUAUGGACACUUCGGAAGAGACGGACCUGACUUCACUUGGGAAGUUGUGAAGCCCCUCAAGCAUGAGUAAAAUUGAGUGAGUAGUAGACACAGAAAAAACACAAAACACAAAACAAAAAAAGUCUUACGUUAUUCUCCAGUUUGUCUGUUUUGUUCAUCAUCUUUAUCCAUCCCCAUCCCCAUCCCCCCUUUAUGAAUUUGUGUACUGUAUUAAUAUUAUUAUCUACAUCUUUUUGUGUGGUGA
Impatiens glandulifera is the source of this 1453-nucleotide messenger RNA. RefSeq names its product S-adenosylmethionine synthase 1. The coding region runs from base 110 to 1279 and encodes 389 amino acids. Gene Ontology annotation, biological process: S-adenosylmethionine biosynthetic process. Lineage: Eukaryota; Viridiplantae; Streptophyta; Magnoliopsida; Ericales; Balsaminaceae. Gene Ontology annotation, molecular function: ATP binding; methionine adenosyltransferase activity. The record is from RefSeq and is a predicted model, not a curated record. The transcript is spliced from 2 exons. Gene Ontology annotation, cellular component: cytosol.